Molecule: messenger RNA, 570 nt
Organism: Gorilla gorilla gorilla (western lowland gorilla)
Lineage: Eukaryota; Metazoa; Chordata; Mammalia; Primates; Hominidae
Product: keratin, type II cytoskeletal 8-like
Exons: 1
Source: RefSeq, a predicted model, not a curated record
AAACACAGUGAUGACCUGCGGCAUACAAAGACUGAGAUCUCCAAGAUGAACCGGAACAUCAGCUGGCUCCAGGCUGAGAUUGAGGGUCUCAAAGGCCAGAAGGCUUCCCUGGAGGCCGCCGUCGCAGAUGCUGAGCAGCGUGGGGAGCUGGCCAUUAAGGAUGCCAACGCCAAGCUGUCCGAGCUGGAGGCCGCCCUGCAGCGGGCCAAGCAAGACAUGGCAUGGCAGUUGCAUGAGUACCAGGAGCUGAUGAACAUCAAGCUGGCCCUGGACUUGGAGAUCGCCACCUACAGGAAGCUGCUGGAGGGCAAGGACAGCCGGCUGGAGUCUGGGAUGCAGAACAUGAGUAUCCAUACGAAGACCACCAGCAGCUAUGCAGGUGGUCUGAGCUCGGCCUAUGGGGGCCUCACAAGCCCCAGCCUCAGCUACGGCCUGGGCUCCAGCUUUGGCUCUGGCGUGGGCUCCAGCUCCUUCAGCCACAGCAGCUCCACCAGGGCCGUGGUUGUGAAGAAGAUAGAGACCCGCAAUGGGAAGCUGGUGUCCGAGUCUUCUGACGUCCUGCGCAAGUGA